Messenger RNA from Rhodamnia argentea, 988 nucleotides. RefSeq names its product NADPH-dependent aldehyde reductase-like protein, chloroplastic. Lineage: Eukaryota; Viridiplantae; Streptophyta; Magnoliopsida; Myrtales; Myrtaceae. The transcript is spliced from 2 exons. The record is from RefSeq and is a predicted model, not a curated record. Gene Ontology annotation, molecular function: oxidoreductase activity. Bases 96 to 881 code for a protein of 261 amino acids.
AAUUUCUGGUUCCAAUUUGUUCCUCCCUCUUCUCUUUGCUCUCCUAUUUAAAUUCGCUCUGCAAUACUUCAUUCUAGUCCCAUACGAGCCCCAAUAUGGCCGCUGCCGCUGCUGCCACCGCUACUCUACCACUCCGAGGCCAAGUGGCCAUAGUCACGGGAUCUUCCCAUGGCAUCGGCCGGGCUAUUGCUGUCCAUCUCGCAUUGCUCGGAACAAAAGUCGUCAUCAACUACACCUCCAACUCGGCCCAGGCCGAUGCAGUAGUGGCUGAGAUAAAUUCUUCAUUUCCUAACGCUGCGGUUUCUGUCCGAGCUGAUGUUUCUGAUCCCGCGAGUGUCGAAUCCCUGUUUGAUGCGGCUGAGAGCGUGUUCGACUCGCCGGUGCACGUCCUCGUCAACUCUGCUGGGGUGAUGGAUGCUGAGCAUUUCUCCAUUGCCGACACUCCCGCGGAAGAAUUUGACAAGAUCUUCAGUGUCAACACCAGAGGCAAGUUCCUCUGUUGCCGCGAGGCGGCGAAUCGGCUGAGACGCGGCGGCGGCGGGCGCAUCAUACUGUUGUCGUCGUCCUUAGUUGCUGCCUUGAAGCCUAACUUUGGAGCUUACACGGCCUCGAAAGCCGCAGUCGAGACUAUGGCCAGAGUUCUCGCGAAGGAGCUCAAGGGGACGGGAAUAACUGUGAAUUGCGUCGCGCCAGGGCCUAUCGCGACCGAUCUGUUCUUCGCAGGGAGGAGCGAGGAGUACGUCAAGAGUGUGGUCGAGGCGUGUCCCCUCGGUCGUCUAGGGAAGACCGACGACGUCGCUCCUGUCGUCGGAUUUUUGGCUUCCGAUGGCGGCGAGUGGGUCAAUGGACAGGUGAUUCCAGUGAAUGGUGGCUUCGUUUGAGCUGUUAAUAAGUACGAACCAUUGAUCCACUAAGAAGAUCGUGAUUUGUAAUUUCUCCUUAUAUCAAGCGGAAUUAGAUCGAAAUCGAAGCAGGAAUCAUGAGUAAA